CCUUCUUACAUACACCGUGUGUGUCACACUCUCACUCUUCUCCUACAUUUUUACUCGUAAUAAACGUUCAUACGUACCCUUAUGACAACAUAAAUUAGAGAGGAAGCGAUCCGGAUAGACAAAGACUGCGACCAGAUUCGAUUAAUUUCAAUACAACUUGCUGAAGUCAACACAAAAAAAAAGAUCACCGGAAAUUUUCUCCAACGGAAAUGGCUUCCAGGUGAAAUAGCUGCUCGAGUCUUCUGGCCACGUGACAUCCCGUUCUUUGUUGGCGGAACUAGACGGAAUCACACGGAAUUUAGCGAACAUUACCGAGAUUCUUCAACACAAUCACCUUGUCUUCUGUGUGUCCUUCCACCAACAUCAUUUCUACAUACACACACACACACACUCAUAUAUCUAUAUACAUACGCUGCCAAGAUGUUUCCCAGAAUCCUCAGUGGUGUCAACAGUGUCUCUCGAGUGAUCAGCAAUGCUGCACAGCGUAACAUUGGGCUUUCUGCUCCAGCUUUGCAGACUGCAGCAGCACUUGACCCCAUCCAACAGUUAUUUGUUACCAAAGUCAGGGAAUAUGCCAACAAAAGCAAAGCUGCCGAUGGCCAGAUGGUUGACGUGACACCUGAAGUAAAGAAAACUUUGGAUGAGGAACUUAGCAAAGUAAGCCGAGUAUAUAAUGCUGAAGGACAAGAUAUGACACAAUUCCCAAGUUUUACCUGGGCUGAUCCAACAUUAGAAGCUGUAAGUGUGAAAGUUGAAGCACCAGCCGCUGCUGCGGUAGAUGCAGCAGCUGAAGACGCCGGUGAUGAAGAAUCAAAUGUUCCUUAUUUUGAUAUUUAAAUAUGAAAUAACUUAGGAAACAAAUUUUUUUUUUCUUUUGAUAUAGUCUUGUUGAAAUGAGUGAAACAUCCAAAUAAAAGGAACAGUUUUGUAUUUCUUUUGGGAGAGAAUCCUUAAAGGAGUUGUAGAAAGUCUAUGUUCAAUCACAGAUGUUGGUGUUCCAUGUUAAUUACAAAAUAAAUGAAUUUUACAUUAA
Molecule: messenger RNA, 1033 nt
Organism: Octopus sinensis (East Asian common octopus)
Lineage: Eukaryota; Metazoa; Mollusca; Cephalopoda; Octopoda; Octopodidae
Product: ATP synthase-coupling factor 6, mitochondrial
Exons: 4
Coding region: 421-837 (138 amino acids)
Biological process (GO): proton motive force-driven ATP synthesis
Molecular function (GO): proton transmembrane transporter activity
Source: RefSeq, a predicted model, not a curated record